GGAUGCCUGUACGACCAAUUUUUAGUUUCGAUGUCUGAAAGGGAAAUUUAACAAUAACGUGAUAUAUUGAAUAAUUCGAGUGCGUUUGGACUUUGUGAUUUUGUAUUAUUCAUAUAUAAUUUUUGACUGUUGUGUUUUUUUCUCCUGUGAUGGCUACUGUGGCCAAUGUCUCCGACGAGAAGCAGGCCUUCAUAGGGUUGUUAGGCAAGAAAGGCACAGUUGUUAGCGAUGUGUCCAAUGCCAGUUCAUCCAUGGAUGAUGUUGAGAUGGGCAAAAGCCGAAGGAAGAGAUUAUUACAAAGAACAGCCCCUUGGAUAAUAGUACUUUUGGCCUUAGGUGCAAUUGCAACAUUGGUUUCAUUGGAGAUCAUUAGGAGUAAUGAAUUGAAGAAAUUACGCGCUGAUGUGGAUUUACUGAAGUCGAGACUAUUAGAUGAAGACUUUAUUGAUGACCUAAAGGCAUUUGAGGAAGAGAUAUACGCCGAAACCCACAAUGGCCACCGGGGCGAAUCAUACCCAGGCGCGCACCACCUUGGCCUGGACGAUUUGGACGGGGAUCUGGACGAGGAUGAUGAGGACGAUGACGAAGAAGGUGACGAAGAACUCGCCGCAAGUGGAGACGACGACUACGACAUCUCGUACGAUAGCGCGGAACCGCUAUCCGGCAGUGAUGCGAAUCUGAGGCAUGACAUAUUGACCCCUCACGCGGAAAAGACGAGCCUCGACGAGUUGCCGGCGUCGCCACUAGAUGACAAGAGAAGUUUCAACGAGGCACCCGAAGAACUAUUGGACGUUGGCGAGUACAGACGGCGUGCAAAAGAAGCAGAUAAAGGCAACCGCGAUAAACGCGAAAUAGCUGGUGCCACAAGACAAGGUGUGCCGAUCUUAGCGGAAUCUUACGCCCACCGCAGAAAUCAAACUGAUGGCGAUGAGAGUGCUUACAGACUGCACGAAUCGCUUGUUAAGUACGCGCGACAUGAAGGACCUAUGCUGCAGGGGCGCGGGUGGAACAAAGAUGAUGAAUUUAGACACAACCCAGCCGUGCACGGUCGGAAACGCGUGCCAUCCAACAUGGACUACGCGACACUGGAACGUGAAAUGCCUCCCCUGGUUCCCACUACUACAGUUGCACCACGUACCAUGCCAACAUCCAAAGUCUUCGUUCGCAAAUCGAGAGUCAUGAAUACUGGUGAAGACAAGAGCAAGGCAUACAGAAGGGUUGUUAAAAAAUCGAGUUUGCUUGCCAACGAAAAGGAUAUGCGCAACUAUCAGGAACAAGUAGCGCCAACAGAAACUCGAAUGCCCCUGCGUAGACGUCGCUUGCAUCGUGUCAUAAGAAAAAACAUCGAGAACAUGGGCACCACCGGCCAUACACCAGUGCGCCAUCGUCCAUUAGCUGCUGCACACUUUUCUGGUGACACAAGCAGAUAUGAACAAGGAAAACACGAGCACUACAAUGGUAACGGUAGGUUGCGUCACCCGGACGGAGUGUUUACGGAUUGGCAACCCGCCCCAUGGGUGGGCGCCCUCGGCAUGGACCGUCACUAUCGACUCGCAGACGGCUCCGUCACUGUUAAGGAUAACGGCCUAUACUUCGUAUAUGCUCAGGUCCACUACCUAGACGAACAUGAUACGAACGGCUACCGCGUGUACCGUAAUGAUGAGCCUUUGCUCCAGUGCACCACUAUGACGCACUCUCUCGAGCGCGUAGCGAAGAGCAACACGUGCUACACGGCAGCGGCCUCUCAUCUCGUAGCCGGAGACCGCAUCAGCAUUCGAGACCUCGGAGGUAUGCGCUACGCGCUCUUCGAGCCAACCAAGAGCUUUUUCGGACUGAUCAAGCUCGGCGACGCACGAAUUAAAUAAUUUCAUAAUUUACACGAGGCCUUACAACGUAAUUGUCCAUGUAUUAUAUGAAUUCUUACAUGUGAUUUAUUAAUAAAGGAGGCAUUGCAGGUAGCACAUGACCGUUAUGUUGUUAAAAUUAUUGAAGCAUUUUAUGGGCAUGAUUUAUUUUUAUUAUUCAUAUUCGGUAUCGUUAAUUAAGAUCAUAAAAAGUAUACAAGUCAUAAAACAAAAAUGAUUGCGAAAAUAUGAAUAAGAAAUAACCAAAUUAUGUUUUUUUAUGAAAAUGCAACCUAAAUUUAAUAACAUAAUGGUAAGUGGCAAAGUAUUACAUUAAUUUCAAACGUUAUUAAACACCAUAUUGAAUAUUAAAAAGCAAUUUAAAGUAUUCAUAGAUAUUAUUUAUAUUACGAAGAUAUAUUCAAGGAUAUAUAAUUUAGAAAUACUUUAUGUAGUAAUUAUAUGUUACAAUAUAGAUUUUCUAACGCCUAUCAAGCCUUGAAAUUUGUGAUCUACUACAAUCAAUAAUUUAUUUUGUACUCAAAAGCCAUAUCGAAAAUAAAAUUAUAUAUAUAUAUAUAUAU
Molecule: messenger RNA, 2428 nt
Organism: Ctenocephalides felis (cat flea)
Lineage: Eukaryota; Metazoa; Arthropoda; Insecta; Siphonaptera; Pulicidae
Gene: egr
Product: protein eiger
Exons: 7
Coding region: 150-1865 (571 amino acids)
Biological process (GO): immune response
Cellular component (GO): membrane
Molecular function (GO): receptor ligand activity; tumor necrosis factor receptor binding
Source: RefSeq, a predicted model, not a curated record